AUGACCAAUGAGGUUCAGUUAACGAUAAGAAGACUGGAGAAUAGAUUGUUACAGCGGCGGCUGAUCAACUUUCAACUGACUAUUGUUAUUGUUGCUGGAGGAGAAUGCGGGGACACAGUCUAUGAUGAUGAUUGCUUGCUUGGUCGGCUGCACAAAAGUGUAAUACUCAAUGGAGUUGCUAGCAAUGCAAUCAGUCAACUCCAUACCAACCGAAACUACCCUCUAUCAGAAUCAGAUGUCCUGGCCCUUGACAGCCCCAACAUUGUCCAGACUGGUGAAGUCUGUGGCAGGUGA
Molecule: messenger RNA, 294 nt
Organism: Prunus armeniaca (apricot)
Lineage: Eukaryota; Viridiplantae; Streptophyta; Magnoliopsida; Rosales; Rosaceae
Source: the annotation of a GenBank genome assembly